Molecule: messenger RNA, 6143 nt
Organism: Rotaria sp. Silwood2
Lineage: Eukaryota; Metazoa; Rotifera; Eurotatoria; Philodinida; Philodinidae
Source: the annotation of a GenBank genome assembly
CUCUACGUUUAUUAUUCUUCCUAUCAAUUUCUGCAACCAUUUUUCCAUUCUUGCAUGUCAAACUUCCUCUACACACAUCUCUACACCCAUUUUGUUCCAAAUUUUCAACGCUUUCAUGCAUACAGAUGAUUUCUAUCAAAGAAGAUCCACAACUUGUAUCCAUACUACUUCGACAACUGGCUUUCUCAUAGGACUUGGAUAGUGUAGUCCCUGCGAUUUUUCCAGCACAGCAAUUAUUACUUCAUCUCUUGUUAUGUUUCUUGUAACUUUUAGAAAUCUCUUUCGGCACAGAGAAAAAUGGCGAUGGUAUCAGGUACGAUAGUGGAGAUCAUAUAGACCCUACUACUUCAAUAGCUUCUUGUCAUAGUAUUCGAGUAGUGUGGUUCUCGAGAUUUUCCGAGCACAGCAAUUUUCAUUUCAUGUCUUUUUAUGUGAGUGGGCGUGACGGUGUUAAUGAAGGGAUAACUCACACCCAUACUCAUACUCACACGCACACCCACACCCUCAUGGUGGGUGGUGUGUAAGUGGAAACCAAAAGGUUUCCCGGAGUGACUUCUACACUCUAAAAAAAAAUUGGUUUUCUACUGAACCCUCAAAAAAGGUUCGGCAGUUUAGAAAUAGUGUCCAAAUGGCUCAAAAUGCUUAAAAAACGAUUAUUGAAUUCUGCGAAACCUUUAAAGGUCCUUCCCCUUGAUACACGGGCCGAACUUUCUACUACGAAACCUUUUUUAAGUUCCGUAGUGCAGAAAAUGGUUCCGUAAGAAAACACGAAACCCAUAGAGUUCCGUAGAAGAAAUUCUCAAACCAUUCAGGUUUAGUACGAAAGCACUGAGGUUUAAUACGAAGCUCUACGGGUUUCGUGUUUUCUUACGGAACCAUUUUUUGCACUACGGAACUUAAAAAGGUUUCGUAGUAGAAGGUUCGGCCCGUGUAUCAAGGAGAAGAACCUUUAAAGGUUUCGCAAAAUUUAAUAAUCGUUUUUUUGAGCAUUUUGAGCCAUUUGGACACUAUUUCUAAACUGCUGAACCUUUUUUGAGGGUUCAGUAGAAAACCAAUUUUUUUAGAGUGUAUUGAGGGCCAUUUUACGUACAAAGUGUUUCCCCACCUUUGUAUUUGAUAUUGUCCUAAGUCAUCAUGAGAAAGUGAGUCAGUGAAUGACAAUUACAAAAAUGACGUUUCAAAAAAUAGCACUAAUAUAACAAAUAGCUGUUUUUAUGACGUGUUCGUUUUUUCUUGAAGAAAAGUAAAGUGUUUCGAUAAGCAUUGGUGAAAUAUCGAAUUCUCAAUUAUUGAAGGAUUAUAUCACACGUUUCUUAAUUCUCAACCAAUGUAAAAGAAACAUUACACAGCCACUAUAUAUAAGGUCGAAAAUCACUACUGUUCUAUUUCACUUUAACAAUAUCGAUGGUUUCAACAGUAUUUUAUUGUUUUGUAUUUGUUCUAUUCAGGUAAUUGUAAGAUUUAUUUUUCUCAUAUUCAUCUAAAUUUGAAUGUGUGUUCUACUUUUUAGUCUAACAGGUUUGAUUCUCAGUUCAUUUUACAUAUAUUACUAUUAAUUUAGUACAUUCCUAGCUCAAGUAAACUCUCAAUUCUGUCAUGAAAGGACUCAAUAUGAUCGAUGUUCACCAAAUAGUGGGUGUAGUUGUUUCUUUAUAGCCGGUACUCAUGAGAUUGGUAUUUGUACUGAUGAAUUCGUGCCUUGCUCUGAGCUGGUUGCAUGUGAAAGUCCAAAUAACAUUUGCCAUCAAUCUAACCAUAGAUGUGUUCAUCAUCCUCGAUGUCAUAGUACUCCUGUUUGCUAUCCAAUACCAAGUUUCAAUCAACAAUUAUGUCCACUGUUAUCAAGUAAGAGUACCAUCAAUGCUCAAUAGAUUUUAAUGGAAUUUUCAGUGUUUGUAUGAAUGUGAUUUGAGAAAAGUCUAUUAUCAAUACUUUUCUUAUUUACUUGUACAUUGAAUACCAUUUUUUCCUCAUUCAGAUACUGAGAUGCACGUCUUAUACAAUCUUUUCACAGAUAAUUCCUCCAGAGGAGAGUAUUCUUGAAAAAGAAUGGAAAUUAUGAAUGGAGCUUAACCAAUCAGAUCAAAUACCUUCAAAAUAUUCUAUAAUAAUUAUGGAAGAGUUUUGCAACAAAAAACGCCCAGAUAGAAGAAGUCGAACGCAGCAUUCUACUUAGCUUAUGCUUAGUUCAAUGUAAUACGAUUCGGCUAAAUCCAGUCAUGAAAAAUAUUGCUUAGUUUUAUUGGCACAUAUGUAGCAAACAGAUUUUUUAUCAAAAUCAUUUUCGAAAUAUCUCUUAGAUUUCAUUGAAAUCUUAAGUAACCGAACUCUAUAUUGUAUUUUGUUUUAAAGCGGCAAUCGCUACAACAGCCAUGCCAACGGCAACUACUGCAACCACCACAGAAGGACCAGGUAAACAUCUAAUUGACUUCCUACAGCUAUGUUAAAUUUUAAUUUGUGACUAGAUAUAAAAUUUUUUUUCGUGUGUAGUAUUAAAACACAGCUUGCUUAUUUUAAUAUUCCUCAGACCAUCGGUCACACAUCACAAAUAGUUGAAAUUGUAUCAUGAAUAAAAAAUUAAUAAUUGCUUCCAUAUUGAUAAUCGUUCGUCUUUAUUGAAGUUUAAUUUCUUUUUGUUGACCUCAAUAGAAUCUUAUGCGUGCUUUAUAUGAACAUCAGGAGAAAAGAAAACAUUUGACUUCUCUAGCUGAAUUUUGAUAAUACUACCCAUGUCGUGAAAAUCGCCGCGAUUUCGGUGAUUUAUCGAAAAAGGAACGUAAAAUCGCGAUAAAUCGAAUUAUGUUGAAAAAUCAGCGAUAAAAUCAGAUUUCAUCGCGAUAUUGAAACGAAAAUCGAUUAAUCGUAAUCGCUGAAAAUCAGAAUGAUUAAUCACGAUUAAUCGAGAAUUUUUUAAUAGCUGGGUGUAAAUGUAUUGUUACAAAAUAGAAAUUNAACCAAUGUGAAAGAAAUAUUACACAGCCACUAUAUAUGAGGUCAAAAAUCACUACUGUUCUAUUUCGCUUUAACAAUAUCGAUGGUUUCAACAGUAUUUUAUUGUUUUGUAUUUGUUCUAUUCAGGUAAUUGUAAGAUUUAUUUUUCUCAUAUUCAUCUAACUUUGAAUGUGUGUUCUACAUUUCAGUCUAACAGGUUUGAUUCUCAGUUCGUUUUACAUAUAUUACUAUUAAUUUAGUAUAUUCCUAGCUCAAGUAAACUCUCAAUUCUGUCAUGGAAGGACUCAAUAUGAUCGAUGUUCACCAAAUAGUGGGUGUACUUGUUUCUUUAUAGCCGGUACUCAUGAGAUUGGUAUUUGUACUGAUGAAUUCGUGUCUUGCUCUGAGCUGGUUGCAUGUGAAGGUCCAAAUAACAUUUGCCGUCAAUCUAACCAUAGAUGUGUUCAUCAUCCUCGAUGUCAUAGUGCUCCUGUUUGUUACCCAAUACCAAGUUUCAAUCAACAACUAUGUCCACUGUUAUCAAGUAAGAGUACCAUCAAUGCUCAAAAGAUUUCAAUGGAAUUUUGAGUGUUUGUAUGAAUGUGAUUUGAUAAAAGUCUAUUAUCAAUACUUUUCUUAUUUACUUGUACAUUGAAAAACAUUUUUUCCUCAUUGAGACAGAUACUGAGAUGCACGUCUUAUACAAUCUUUUCACAGAUAAUUCCUCCAGAGUAGAGGAUUCUUGAAACGGAAUGGAAAUUAUGAAUGGAGCUUAACCAAUCAGAUCAAAUACCUUCAAAAUAUUCUAUACUAAUUAUGGAAGAGUUUUGCAACAAAAAACAUCCAGAUAGAAGAAGUCGAACGCGGCAUUCUACUUAGCUUAUGCUUAGUUCAAUGUAAUACGAUUCGGCUAAAUCCAGUCAUGAAAAAUAUUACUUAGUUUUAUUGGCACCUAUGUAGCAAACAGGUUUUCUAUCAAAAUCGUUAUCUCUUAGAUUUCAUUGAAAUCUUAAGUAGCCGAGCUCUAUAUUGUAUUUUGUUUUAAAGCGACAAUCGCUACAACAGCCAUGCCAACGGCAACUACUGCAACCACCACACAAGAACCAGGUAAACAUCUAAUUGACUUCCUAUAGCUAUGUUAAAUUUUAAUUUGUGACCAGGUGUAAAAUUUUCUUUCGUGUGUAGUAUUAAAAAACAGCUUGCUUAUUUUAAUAUUCCUCAGACCAUCGGUCCCACAUCACAAAUAGUUGAAUUUGUAUCAUGAGUAAAAAUUAAUAAUUGCUUCCAUAUUGAUGAUCGUUUGUCUUUAUUGAAGUUUAAUUCGUUUUGUUGACCUCAAUAGACUGUUAUGCAUGCUUUAUAUGAACAUCAGGAGAAAUGAAAACAUUUGACUUCUCUAGCUGAACUUUGAUAAUACUAUAAACGAUGUGAACGGACAUAAAGUGAAAAUAAAAAGCUUAAUUAUGACAGAAAUCGCGCCUUAAAAUUAUACUAGUCUAACCGAUGAUUACUCAUAGACAAAAGAGAGAGUACAGUUCCUUUGUGAUUAUGCAACAAAAAACGAGUAUUCUCAAAAAUCAUAUCGAAUUCUCAUAGAAAAGAAGAAGAAUAUGUCAUCAAUACCAUUGUUCUUUGCUACGUAGAAUGGUCUUUCAAGUCAUACUGACAAUUCAUAUUCUUUCUUUUUUAUAUUAGCGACUCACAAUAUUCCUGUUAAUGCUACUUGGUCACGAAUCGGUGUAACUGUUGCUGGAGGUAAUGGGUAUGGUGGGGCGCUCAAUCAAUUCUACUAUCUUCGUGGUUUUCUUGCUGAUGAUGAUCAAACAUUGGUCGUUGCUGACUGGAACAACAAUCGAAUCGUCGAAUGGCAGGUGGGUGCAUCAGAAGGCAAAGUAAUUGCUGGUGGCAACGGUCAAGGAAGUCGAUUGGAUCAAGUAGUUUUUGCAACUGAUGUAUUGCUCGAUAGUACAACAAAUAGUGUGAUUAUCUGUGAAGACCGAAACCGACGUGUCAAUGGUCUUUCAAGUCAUACUGACAAUUCAUAUUCUUUCUUUUUUAUAUUAGCGACUCACAAUAUUCCUGUUAAUGCUACUUGGUCACGAGUCGGUGUAACUGUUGCUGGAGGUAAUGGGUAUGGUGGAGCGCUCAAUCAAUUCUACUAUCUUUGUGGUUUUCUUGCUGAUAAUGAUCAAACAUUGAUCGUUGCUGACUGGAACAACAAUCGAAUCGUCGAAUGGCAGGUGGGUGCAUCAGAAGGCAAAGUAAUUGCUGGUGGCAACGGUCAAGGAACAACUCACAAUAUUCUUGUUAAUGCUACUUGGUCACGAAUCGGUGUAACUGUUGCUGGAGGUAAUGGGUAUGGUGGAGCGCUCAAUCAAUUCUACUAUCUUCGUGGUUUUCUUGCUGAUGAUGAUCAAACAUUGAUCGUUGCUGACUGGAACAACAAUCGAAUUGUCGAAUGGCAGGUGGGUGCAUCAGAAGGCAAAGUAAUUGCUGGUGGCAACGGUCAAGGAAGUCGAUUGGAUCAAGUAGUUUUUGCAACUGAUGUAUUGCUCGAUAGUACAACAAAUAGUGUGAUUAUCUGUGAAGACCGAAACCGACGUGUCGUUCGAUGGUCUCGUAAUCCUGGUACAAUGCAGGGAGAACUCCUUCUCGAUGACAUCUUUUGUGAAGGAUUGGCAAUGGAUAAAGAAAGAAAUCUCUACGUUACCGACACUUUGGAAAGUGAGGUGAGACGAUAUGCACUGGGAAGUAAAAAUGGAACCUUAGUAGCUGGUGGACAUCGUAAAGGUAUCGGUAAAAAUCAAUUUAAUAAUCCGGUAUCACUUUUUGUCGAUCAGCAGCAAACAGUUUACGUGUCAGACACAGAAAAUCAUCGAGUAAUGAAGUGGGAGAAAGGUGCAACCGAAGGGGUUGUUGUCGCUGGUAAUAAUGGCGAUGGUAAUACUCUGAAACAACUAUCAUACCCUGGUGGACUCUUCGUUGAUUCAAUAGGCACUGUGUAUGUAACAGACAUAAGAAACCAUCGAGUAAUGCGUUGGCCAAAAGGAGCACAACAGGGAACUGUUAUUGUCGGUGGAAAUGGCGCAGGUGAUGCAGCUGACCAAUUGGCAGGUCCUGCAAAUAUUUCGUUCGAUAAACGUGGCAAUCUUUAUGUUUUUGACAGUGGAAAUCAACGUAUACAACGUUUUUCUAUUGAAGAUACUAAUUGA